AGGGUUCAGCCCCGAGGCUCAGCGACGCUGGGCCCCAAGACACUCUGAUUUCCCUGUUGUCCACGAGUGGGUAGGAGGGGGUCGGUUCUGCAGUCCCAAGCAGGCCUGGGGUCUGGAGUUCUAGGAGGGGUGCACCGCGGUCCUUCCAGGCCUGGGCCAGCGGGACAGCAGCCAGUGCCCAGGAGGGGCAGUUGACAGCCAGGGCCAGCCAGGGCCGCUCGGCAGUGUUCUUCUCGGCAGGGUCAGUGCUAUUAAUAUCGGGAGCGCACGCAGCCCCGCCGGGUGAUCCUCUUAAUGCCUGGAUCCUCGGCCCCGGAGGCCGCCAGCGAGCACUGUUCUUCCUCGGACCGCACCGGCUCCGCACCUGCCCUGCGGCCUCCCAGCCCUGGGGGGCGGCUCCUGAGCGGUCCUGGGGGGCCGCUGUGUGUCUGAGUGGCACAGGGGAUGUUCCUGCAGACUCCGGGGCUCGCCCUGCCGUCCGCUAUCCCCUGCCCCAGCCAUGAGCAGCCCCCCAGCUUACCCUGGCAUCAGGAUCUCGGGGUGCUGGGCCCUUGGAGCGGAAGGCAGGUGAGUGGCAGGCCUGUGUCUCCCGCAGCUGUGGUGAGGCGACUGCCUUUGCUGUGUCGUGGCCGCUCGCAGACGUCAGGAGACUGGGUAGGUGCCCUCGAGGGGCCAGGCAGGGCUGGCCGCGAGCAGGGACUCGUUUUGCGUGGGGCUCUCUGUUUCAGGUGAGUCUCUGUCCCUGGUGGCUCGGAACCCGUUGGCUUGAAAUUACUUUUUGUCCCUGUAGCGAGAAGCACCCCGUCCACGUGUAGACUGGGAAAGGAGAUUUUUGGGGUGACCUUCCCAUUUCCAGGGUCGUGUCGCUGAGAAAAUGGGGUGAGGCUUGCGCUGAGGUCACAGUGAGGCUUCGUCCCUGGUUCCCAGAGAGAGAUGGGGCUUUGGAGAAGGCGGUGGAGCCGGGCUUGGCUGCACACCCGCCCCGGGGCCGGUCAGACCCACGUGGGGCGGGUUUCUGGCAAAGCUCUCUCUGGCCUACUUUCCCCUUUUCCUGGCGCAUGGGCACUCUUCCCUGGGACGGUGUCUGCCCCAGGCGUUGGCAGCAUGGGCCUCAGAGGUCGCCGGCAGCAGUGGCCGUCACUACCUCGUAGGACAAGGGGUGUUCGCAGCAGCAACGCGGAAUCCUUGGACAGGCUCCUCCCACCCGUGGGUGCCAGACGCUCACCCCGGAAGCGCACCACCAGCCAGUGCAAGUCUGAGCCCCCCCUGCUGCGCACCAGCAAGCGCACCAUCUACACGGCCGGCCGGCCGCCCUGGUACAACGAGCACGGCACGCAGUCCAAGGAGGCCUUUGCCAUUGGCCUGGGCGGUGGCAGCGCCUCGGGGAAGACCACCGUGGCCCGGAUGAUCAUCGAGGCCCUGGACGUGCCCUGGGUGGUCCUGCUGUCCAUGGACUCCUUCUACAAGGUGCUCACCACGCAGCAGCAGGAGCAGGCCGCCCACAACAACUUCAACUUUGACCACCCAGACGCCUUUGACUUUGACCUCAUCGUGUCCACCCUCAAGAAGCUGAAACAGGGCAAGAGCGUGAAGGUGCCCGUCUACGACUUCACCACGCACAGCCGGAAGAAGGACUGGAAAACCCUCUACGGUGCAAACGUCAUCAUCUUCGAGGGCAUCAUGGCCUUUGCUGACAAGACGUUGCUGGAGCUCCUGGACAUGAAGAUCUUCGUGGACACAGACUCUGAUAUCCGCCUCGUGCGGCGGCUGCGCCGGGACAUUAGUGAGCGAGGCCGAGACAUCGAGGGUGUCAUCAAACAGUAUAACAAGUUUGUCAAACCUGCCUUUGACCAGUACAUCCAGCCCACCAUGCGCGUGGCGGACAUCGUGGUGCCUUGGGGGAGCGGGAACACGGUGGCCAUCGACUUGAUCGUGCAGCACAUGCACAGCCAGCUGGAGGAGAGGAAGCUGCGCUGGGAUAUGGCCGCGCUGGCCUCGGCGCACCAGUGCCACCCCCUGCCCCGGACGCUGAGUGUCCUCAAGAGCACGCCGCAGGUGCGGGGCAUGCACACCAUCAUCAGGGACAAGGAGACCAGCCGCGACGAGUUCAUCUUCUACUCCAAGAGGCUGAUGCGGCUGCUCAUCGAGCACGCGCUCUCCUUCCUGCCCUUCCAGGACUGCGUCGUGCAGACCCCGCAGGGGCAGGACUACGCGGGCAAGUGCUACGCGGGGAAGCAGAUCACGGGCGUGUCCAUCCUGCGAGCGGGUGAGACCAUGGAGCCGGCGCUGCGGGCCGUGUGCAAAGACGUGCGCAUCGGCACGAUCCUCAUCCAGACCAACCAGCACACCGGGGAGCCCGAGCUCCACUACCUGCGGCUGCCCAAGGACAUCAGCGACGACCACGUGAUCCUGAUGGACUGCACCGUGUCCACGGGCGCUGCGGCCAUGAUGGCGGUGCGCGUGCUGCUGGACCACGACGUGCCUGAGGACAAGAUCUUCCUGCUGUCGCUGCUCAUGGCGGAGAUGGGCGUCCACUCGGUGGCCUACGCGUUCCCGCGAGUGCGGAUCAUCACCACGGCCGUGGACAAGCGCGUCAACGACCUGUUCCGCAUCAUCCCGGGCAUCGGUAACUUCGGUGACCGCUACUUUGGGACGGACGCGGCGCCCGACGGCAGCGACGAGGAGGAAGCGGCGUCCACCAGCUAGCUCCCGCGAGCCUCCGGCCUCGCCCGCACAGACGUCCUUGCUUUGAUUGAAAAGGAUGUUCACGCUGUAACCUGCUCCACACAUUUUAUAAAGUAAAGUUUAGGAAAAC
Molecule: messenger RNA, 2815 nt
Organism: Canis lupus familiaris (dog)
Lineage: Eukaryota; Metazoa; Chordata; Mammalia; Carnivora; Canidae
Gene: UCKL1
Product: uridine-cytidine kinase 1 like 1
Exons: 15
Coding region: 934-2706 (590 amino acids)
Cellular component (GO): cytoplasm
Molecular function (GO): kinase activity; ATP binding
Source: RefSeq, a predicted model, not a curated record